AUGUUGCCCACGGCUGCCCCCGCCCCUCGCAUCCUCGUCGCCAGCCUCUGGCGAUGCGCCCGCAUCACGCGUUGUCACUCGAUGCACACCAGCGCCAAGCCCGCCGCACCUCUGCGUCCACCAUCUACAAGUACCAGUACCAGUACCGGCCCUGCCGCCCUCGCCGCCGCCGCCGCACGCCGUCGUCUGACUCUGGGCCCAGCGUUACCCCGGCCUCGCCCCGCGUGGUCACCCUCCCCGCACGCCCAUCGCUACCCAUGCCAUGCCGCCUUUUCAACCUCUGCCUCGCGCCGCGCCAAGAACCAAGUCUUUUCCCCAGUCCGCAACAAUGACACUUUCCAAACAUAUCUCGCCGUAUCUUCGUCCUCGCGCAUCCCGCUGCUGACGCUGUGGACCGCGUCUUGGUGCCCAACCUGCCGCACCGUCGAGCCCCUCAUCCGCUCCCUGGUCCAGUCCGGCGUUGGCGAGGAGCAGGGCGGCGUCGCCCUCGCACCCAUAGAAUUCGACAGCCCCGACAUCAUGUCCGCUGGUGCCGACGGUCUCGCCAUGACCUACAUGAUCACCGCCAUACCCACACUUCUCAGUUUCGACGCCGGCGAGGCCCAGACCACCACCAAGAUUACCAAUGGCAGGCAGCUGGCUGAUCGUGAGUUUCUCACCCAGUGGAUCCAAAACGAAGCCCGUCGCCACGGCGGCCGUGGUGGCGGCUCUUCCGGCCUCUCCUUUGGUGGCUUAUUCGGCCACUCCAAGUAG
Molecule: messenger RNA, 753 nt
Organism: Akanthomyces muscarius
Lineage: Eukaryota; Fungi; Ascomycota; Sordariomycetes; Hypocreales; Cordycipitaceae
Exons: 2
Coding region: 1-753 (250 amino acids)
Source: RefSeq, a predicted model, not a curated record